GGGGCUGGCGGAGCGAGGAGGCACGGGGAAGCUGUCGGCUCUCCCGCCGGCGCCGCCGCCGCCGCCGCGCCUCGGAGCGGGACACAAGACAUGAAGACAUCUCAAUCGAACCCGCGCGCGCGCUCGCUCCGGUCGCGUACCCGCACCAGUGGCUCCAACUACAUUCCCGACUUCACAACAAUCGGAACAACACUAAACAAUACCACCUAACUACAAACUAUUCAGUGAUUAUAACGGUUCCGUUUGAAAUACCGAGGGUUGACUGUGACAUUGUUUGUGUUGUAUUAUAACUGUGGAGUGCGAACCCAUCGUAAAAGUUAACAAAAACAGGUGCUCCUAACUCUCCAGUGACUCCAAGACAUGUGACUAUAGCGGACAGCCAAGAGAGCAGUGAUGUGGGCACACGCGAUGGUGCUAGCGGCGGCGGUGGCGGCGGCGGCGGGCGCGGCCUGCACGGAGGCGCGGCUGCGCUGCUCCUACCGCCAGGGCUGCGGCACGGCGCUCAACAACUACCUCAUGUUGUGCUCGGAUGUCAUGAGCGAGCCCACAGACCAGUGCCCCGAGCCGUGCCAGCAUGCGCUCAUAGCGCUGACUUCUACCGAGGAGGGGAAGGAGCUUAUGAAUUGUAAAUGCGAGGACGCGUACUGCUCGGAGACGAAGCAGCGCAUGGAGGUGUGCCGGCCGCAGGUGCUGCGCGGCGCCGCCAACGCCACCGCCUCGUGCCGCCUGUCGCAGCUCAUCUGCCUCGCCGACGCGCAGUGCGCCACCGCGCUGGACUACUACCACCGCCUGUGCCGCUCCAUGUACCAGGGCCGCAAGUGCUCCAACAAGUGCAUGAACUCCAUCGAGAUCCUGCGCAAGCAGGAGAAGGCGGCGGCGCUCACGGCGUGUCGCUGCGACGGGUACGAGAACUACGACUGCCCGCGCAUGCAGUCCAACCUGCAGCGGCUCUGCUUCCACAAGCACAAGAAGAAUCACAGCCGGGAGCGCGGCGAGCGGCGCGGGACCGAGGCGCCGCCCGCGGGCGAGCCGACCGCCGCCGCCGCCGCCGCUCUGCUGCCGCGGGCGCUGCUGCUAGCCACCCUCGUGCUCAGUUCAGUUUUCAACACGUGAUAUAAGACUUACUAACGACCUACCUCUGGUUUCGUAUUAACAUCGAUUUACAGCAUUUAAGUACAACUCUUGUAAAUAUGUAUAAAGCAGUAUUGUAAAUAUAAGUUUAAGUGCUCGAAUGUUAAGGAUAGUUGUAUGAUAGAGCUUCGUGCGAGCCGGGCGGCGUGUGUCGGGCGCGGGCUCGGUGCAGCGCGCCGCCCACGGCACGCGCGGCCUCGCUCACUAUAAAUACUUCGGCGCCGGUGGUCCGGUGACAAAUGCCGGUCGGCCCCGCCGCCGACGCACCGCCGAUUGAUCUAAUGACUCGGGAAGUUCACGCCCUAAUGACAAACUCCUAGUCGCGGCUAAUUCCGGUGAGCGCGACGCUAAUCGCCGCGGGUGAUGUAGGUCGCCGCCGCCGUCGCUGUCUCGGCUAUUAUCAUCAUUCUUUACACUAGUUUUUCAGCUUCCGCGUGUUACUAUCAGUUCAGAAAUUUAUUUCAGUGAUAAAUUGCAGCAUAACGAUUAAUGUUUACCUAUUUAGUAAACUUUGAAUGAUUUAGAAGUUAUUGAACAAAUGUUUAUUUAUAAUUGACUGCAAUGUUUGAGAAAUUCGUGAUUUUCUUUAAUUGCUCUCAAGUACUUGAGCUUAACAGUUAAAACCUACCGGUUCUUUACUUCAUUAGUGGGUUAGUUACGACUUUGUACGGGCUUACGUACGGGUGGAUUUCUAGUUGGAGGUAUACUAUGAAGUUUAGAGUCAGUUUUGCCGCUGGUAACCGAGGGAAUGUUUGGAUUUCGAGAGCGAGGCUUGCUAGUGAAGGUUCUGAGUGUGAACCAUGGUUCCGCAGCUCGUAAUGAAGAGGUAGACUCUGGAACCGGUUCCCGCGGCGGCGGCGGCGGCGCACACUCAGCUGCUCCGAAACGCUCUGGUUUAAACUCAAGAGAGCAAAUAAACUUCAGUCUGAGUCAUUUUUGAAUGCUUUGAUUUCUCUAUAUUAUGUUGACCGAGAGGCACUUUCUAAAAUUUCCGCAAAAAGCGCUUCGUGUAAUGAAUGAUUAUGAAAAGUGAGUAGGUAUGUCAAAAUAAAACUUUAGGGACCGACUGAACUUCUGACCAUUUCAUGAUGUUGCUUUCGCCUAAUAGCUAAUUCCAAUACAAAGUAGUAGUAAUGCCUUGACGUGAAAAAUAGAACUCAACUAAGUAUCUAACUUAAAAUAGCUGAGGCUUUCUUUAACAAAUAGUGCCUACAGUAUUACAACAACAUAGAAGGUAACUGGUUCCAGUACCACAUAGGUACUGGUCGGGUGAUUGUGUAUGCAUCUCAGAAACAAUUGAACGCUAAUGCCCUGACGCCCGAAUCACGAAUGGACAACUUUAUGCAUUAUGCAACACACGACAGUGUGCACAAUAUGAAUCAACUUGUACUUGUCUUGUACUAUAACGUAAGCCGUAUACAGGGUGUUUGAAGUUGCAGGAAAAUAUUAAACAGGUACCUAGUUACUUACGUCCUGAAAUAUUGUUUUGGUCCGACCUUUCCAUAAAUAAUGUACCCACAGGUCCCACAGUAACUAAAGUACUACUUACGUUUAUAUUUAAAUACAACAAAUAACGAAAAAUCUAAGUAGGUAGGUACAUAGUAACAUCUAAAAUUGCAUCAAUUUAAACAAGGAAUGUGUAAUCUAUAAAACAUGCAAAUAUUUACUUACUUAACUUAUGUAUUUUGCAUCAUGUAUACUAUACCAGAUAACUGAGAUAGCAGAAAGUUUGUCUAUGUCUAUACUUUUAUGUCUCAACUCUCAACCUGUAUUUGUUCACUUGAUAAAUGUUUCUAGAACCAACACAUUGGAAUAUGCCAGCAUUGCAAAUUAUCCUAUAUAUGUUUAUGUAGGUAGUAGGUACCUAGGUACUAGUAUUAUUUAUAGAUGAAAAUGUGACUGAAAGGCAGAAUGUAGGUGUAGUGGAAUGCCUACAUCAAAACAAAAUAAAAUUCCACUACAUAGGCAUGCAGCAAUGUGCUUUUUCAUUACGUUUCCGAAAACUUCUAUUGUGCUCAAUUUCAUGUGUUUUAUUUUACAAUCAAUAUUUUUACUAUGUUGUUUAUGAAUACAAAUGUUAGAUUUAUGUCAUGUGCCUCUACGUAUGUACGUGAGCAUUUUCAGUACAUUGAAAUUGAAGAAUCGUGUUGGUCUUCGUAAUAUUAUUUCGAUAUCAAAUAAUUUUAAUGAUCAAUACAUAUUAUUGUUUAAUUUGUAAGAUUUAAUUAAGUUUUUUAUAGUUAGAAACCUACUUAUAAGAUUGAAUUUAUGCACAAAAUAUACUUAUCAUGGAACCGAUUUAACCACAGUUUACCAAAGUGAGAUUAUUAGCAUAGGAGAAAAACAGCUGGGAAAAUAUACCUAUGGAGGUAUACUUAUAUUUUCUUAGGCAUAAGUUAUAUAAAAAACGUACAAAGUAUUUUAAUGUAUAAUUUUAAAUAAUUUAUUUCAUUUUAGUUAAGAAUAAACAUAGAAAUUUAGUUUGUAAACACUGUUUGUUUCACAUUUGUUUCGUUUUUGUAAAAAUAAUAUAAGGAUUUUAAAUUGUAUUUAUUUAAAAAAAUAAAUCAUUUGUUUUCUAAAA
Plutella xylostella (diamondback moth) is the source of this 3715-nucleotide messenger RNA. Its product is annotated as growth arrest-specific protein 1. Lineage: Eukaryota; Metazoa; Arthropoda; Insecta; Lepidoptera; Plutellidae. Gene Ontology annotation, biological process: regulation of cell cycle. The record is from RefSeq and is a predicted model, not a curated record.